AUUCGAAUGUCGUCCACCAUGGAGGCACAAGAGGACCGACCGUCCCAACUUAGAAUUUAUUUGAUCGUCUUAGCUGUGAGCACAAUAUACCUCUCGACUGGCAUGGUGGGAGGAUGGUCCUCUCCAGUCCUGCCUAAACUGGACUUGACAGUACACGAGCAAGGUCUGGUGACGUCAAUUGCCUUCUUUGGAGCUGCUCCAGGACCCUUCGUCACCACCUUCUGUCUAGACACCAUCGGGAGGAAAGGGACCCUAUUCAUUAUAUCGUCCUUUUUUCUGGCUUCUUGGAUCAUAUUAUUAAUAUCUCAGAACGUUUAUGUGAUCUAUAUCGCAAGACUCCUUGCUGGCCUAGGAAUUGGUGGAUCCAUUAGUGGAAUCCCAGUUUAUAUAUCUGAGGUGGCACUAGCUGAAAUCAGAGGUCGUCUUGGAGCGGUCAGUACAAUGAUGAUGUCACUUGGAGCUCUCAUCAUGUACUUGGUUGGACCUUCUGUCAGUUAUACCACCAUAUCAAUCUUUGGAAUGGCCUUAGCUCUAUUAGCUUUUGUCAUCUUCUUUGUCCCAGAGUCUCCUUUCCACCACAUCAAUAAAGGAAGAAAAAAGGAAGCAGAAAUGGCUCUGCAAAAGUUAAGAGGAUACAGCACGCAGGAAAAGUUGGAAGAAGAAUUGGAGGAAAUUAUAAAAACUAACACUCAGAAAGAAGAGAAUGCCAUCGGCUGGCUGGAAGGGUUGAAACGUAAAGCAGCUUUAAAGGGGAUUGGACUUGGCAUUUUCCUAAGUUCUAUGACUUAUCUCUCCGGCCUGGUCGUUCAAAGUGCCUACGCUCAGAUCAUCUACACGAGCUUCAAGCUCAGUUUUUCAGCAAGCUACAUUGGUGUUGUAAUUACUAUAGCUAGUAUCUCAUUCUCAUUUCUCCCUGCUUUGUUGGUUAACAAGUGCAUUGGUAUGAAAUCCGGUAUUGUCAUUUCUGCAUUUGGCUGUGGAUUGUCAUGUGUAUUCCUGGGUGUUUAUUUUUACUUUAUCAGAGCUGGCUAUGACCUCUAUGACUACAGUUACAUAUCUAUUGUUCUUUCUGUUGCCAAUACUGUCUCUCAUUCCUUUGGAUUGGGUGGCUUAGUCUACACAUUGGAAGCAGAGCUGCUGCCUAUGUCUGUUAAAGGAAUCGGAAUGGGAAUAGUUGUCUGUUCCGGCUCGCUCAUAGGUUUUGGUGUCUUGCAAAUGUUCCCUAUCAUUGCAAGCGCUUAUGGAUAUUCUGCUGAUUUUUUUGGUUUGGGCAUUAUAAUGCUUGUAUUUGCAACUCUUGGUAUUUUCAUUCUACCUGACACAACAGGGAAAACACUUCAAGAAAUUGAAGAACUUCUCUCCUAGAAGAAUUGAAGAAUCUUUAAUAUAUGGAUCUGUAAUUUAUUAUAUUGUGAUUGUAUGGAAAACUAAAAGUUUUUUUGUUUUUUUUUUAAUUAUUUCUAUUUGUUUUUUAUUGCAUACAUUUUAUAAGAGUGCCUUAAUUUGACAAGAUAUAUUUUAUAACAUAUAAUUAGUAGUGAGAAAUAGGAAAAUAAAAAUGACUUUUAUAUCAAAAAUAUAUAUUUAUUAGAUUUUAAAAUAUCAAGAGGUAAUAUAAAAGUUUUAAUAAUACUUUCUUUUCAACAUUGUUUAAAAACUUAAAUUUAAUUAAUAUUUUAAAAAUUAUUCUGAGUCAUUUCUACUACCACAUACAAGAUAACCAUAUAGAUAUGAAAAUUAUCAGAAACAAGAACAAAUGACAAGGUUGAUAAUAAUUGAAUCCUGUUUCCUAAACUUGAAAAAUACAUUAAAAUAAUAAGAAAUAUGGAUAUUUCAAGAACACUACAAAUUAUUACUUGAUAAAAUUAACAAUAUAUAGACAAAUAAACAUUUGAACAUUAAUCUCAAAAGUUUGAAAUAUUCCUACAAAAAACAAAUAAUAAUUUUAUAAGCCUUGUUUCAUUCUAUAACGGAUAAAGUAGAAAUAAUAUUGUCUUCUUGAAGUGAAAAAAACAUUUGAAUGUACAUGAAGAACAAAUUCAAAACACGCCAAUUGCUUACAAAGUUUGCCACUGGGUUUAUCAAUUUCAAGAAAUAAAUUAUUAUGUAAGUAACUUCAAACAUUUUAAUCCUCUUAUAACAGGUAGAAGGGGUUAGGGAAUGAAUAAAAAGAGGGUAUAAAACAGAAAGUUUAAGUGUUAGCUUGGUAAAAGGUAAAAUCUUCUAGCAGCAAACUUUGUAUUCCAGUAUACCUGCUAAAUGUUAAAGUUGUUUUUUUAAAAAUUUUAAAUUUAUGUGUGAGUUUUUAUACAAUGUAAUGGUUGAAAACAUAUAUAAAUUAUCCUAUCAAGAGAUCAUUUCUACCUUUACCUGUACCUUAAAUGUAAAUAAAAAAAGCUUUGAAUGUUUAAAAUUUUAACAUUUUUAAUUCCUGUAGUCUGUUAAGAAAUACACCAAUUUAAGUACUAAUUUGUUUUUUUAUCCUCUGAAACAAAUUAAGAACAAAAUAUUCAGAGACAACAUUGGUAUGUUUUAUUUUCUGAAUUAAAAUCUUAAAAAAUUGUAAUUGCAUGUAAAAAAAAUAAAUAUUUAUAAUUUACAUCUCUAUAUCAAUAGCUCCACUGAAAGAAACAUUAAGAACAAUUUUAUUGCAAGCGAUUGUUUUGAGCUUUUCAGUUCAAUCUUGGCCUUGAAUGUAUACAAAAUUCAAAACAGAAAAGUUACAUAAAACAUAACAUUUGGUCUUUAUGUUGCAACAGAAAUUGAAAGUUAAUAUAUUAAAAAACAUUUUUUUUUCUUUCGUCCCUUCAGUAUUUUUAAUUUUUUACUUAUUUACAAUGUAAAUGUUCAUGUGAACAUAUAAUAAUUAUUAUUAAUUAUUAUUAUUAAUUAAAUUAAUAAUAAUUUAAAACAUUUUCUGUUUAUCGUAUUGAACUAAUUUUUUGUGAAUUUCAAUAAUGUGAUUCCCACUAAUCUCAUUUAUUUCACUUUUCUGCUCACUGUCAGUUUUAUUAUCUACACUACUUGUUGUACAGUAUAUUUAUUUGUACACUAUUAUUUAAGAUUUAAAAUGGAUAUUUAGUGAAAUAUUAAAAGUCAAACAAUGUUCCUCUAUAUGAGGAAUUACUUUUUCAAUUCAUUUUUAACAUUUUUCAUUCUGCAAGAAGCUCCUGAAUUUCUUGUAGAGUCUUUCCAGUUGUGUCUGGUAUGAUGAAUAUGGCUAUUGUUGUAGAGACAAACAGUAUUGCUGCAAACCUGUUGAACCAAAAAGCAAUCGU
Messenger RNA from Nezara viridula (southern green stink bug), 3278 nucleotides. The record is from the annotation of a GenBank genome assembly. NCBI's taxonomy places the organism in Eukaryota, Metazoa, Arthropoda, Insecta, Hemiptera, Pentatomidae.